GGAAGAGAAGGAGAAGGAAGCAGAGAGAGAAGGAGAAGAGAAGAAGGGAGAGCGAGAGAAGAGAGGGAGAGGGGAAAAGAGAGAGGAGGAAAAGAGCAAGGGAGAAAAAUAGAGGGAAAGCAAGUAAGACGAAAGAGAGAACAGGAAAAUAGGAUUAAAAGACACGAAAGAA
This is a messenger RNA of Priapulus caudatus, 172 nucleotides long. RefSeq lists its product as uncharacterized. The annotation marks the transcript as partial. NCBI's taxonomy places the organism in Eukaryota, Metazoa, Priapulida, Priapulimorpha, Priapulimorphida, Priapulidae. The record is from RefSeq and is a predicted model, not a curated record. The transcript is spliced from 2 exons.